Messenger RNA from Thrips palmi, 4397 nucleotides. RefSeq lists its product as uncharacterized. The record is from RefSeq and is a predicted model, not a curated record. The transcript has 9 exons. NCBI's taxonomy places the organism in Eukaryota, Metazoa, Arthropoda, Insecta, Thysanoptera, Thripidae. Bases 197 to 2206 code for a protein of 669 amino acids.
CGCGCCGUUCACAGCAAACGAAAACAACACAACGGGACGCGGGUCGCGCGCGCUCGCUCGCUUAUUCCACUCCACCGUCAGUUGUGUUUUGGCCGCCGGGCUCUGCGCAGCGCGUUUGUACCUCCCGUCGGUACUUUGCGUCGUGUCUCGCUUUCGUUUACACUGCUGUGGUCAGAUAAUGGUUGCCAUUUAAGAAAUGUCGCAACUUAUCACGUCAGGGACAGGAAACAUGCCACGUGGAAGUGCUUACCAUCGUAACUGCUUGGAUGAAUAUCGUCCACCAGUGGCAGCCAGGUGCAGUGUAUCUACCAGUCUCGACAUGAAGCACAGUAAAAGUGAAGACACUGUAAUCGUAAAUGCAAGUGCUCAAUCGACCUCAGCAGGUGUAAAAUCCAAAAGUGAUAACACUUCGAACGGUGUUGUGAGUGGGGAAAUAAGUCACAGUGCAAGUGAUUCUGGGUUCAGUGCAAGCUUAGCUUUGCCUGCUCCUGUGCCAGUGCUACUCCCGAAGUCAGAGUGUUUCAGUGAAUGUGAAUCCGAAAAUGAUGUGCGAUUUCAAGUGUUGGAUACCUCUCGUCUCCGCGGAAAAGAUGUUCAGCGCAAAGGAAACCAUCAUGUUGGGAUUUACGAUCGAGUUGAUCCAGAAGACAGCAUCAGAGACAUGGUGACGGACAACGAUUUCUACAGAUUUGUCCUCUUCAAAACACACUACGACAAGUACUUGCACCUCUCCAAGAAGUAUGAAGAAGCAAGGAACAUCGCCUACUACCUGGAAGAGAAAUACCACGAGAUCAAGGCGGAGCGCGACGGGCUGGCGGCCGCGCGACAGGAGCUGGAGAAGCGGCUGGAGGGACGCGACCAGGAGCUGCACGACAAGGAGGAGGAGCUGUUCCUGCAGCUGGAGCGCGUCGUGCGCCUGGAGGAGGACUGCGAGAAGUUACGCACCGAGAAGGAGAAGUUCUCCCAGAUGAAGGACGCCCUGGAGAAGGAGAAGCUGGAGGCGUAUCGCAGGCUGAAGCAGCAGUCCCGCGAGGCCGAAGCGACGCGCCGCGGCCUGGAGCGCGCCCGGCAGGAGGUGGUGCGGCAGGUCAGCGUCAUCGCCGCCGAGAAGGACUGCCUCGAGAGGGAGAACGAGAGUCUCCGGCAGCAGCUGGAGGGCCACCACCACCACCGCGGCCGGUACUUCCCCGGCGCAGCGCAGCGCUCCGCUGCGGCAGAGGCCGUGUCUGGCGCCGCGGCCGCGGGGCCCGGGCAGGCGCACGGCCUCGACGGCCUGGAGCGCGAGAUGUCGGAGUUGAAGCUGAUGGCGCGGCAGAGCCAGUCCCUCAACAGCCAGCUGAAGAAGGGCAUGAAGCACCUGGCCACGUGUCGGCGCAAGAAGUGCCACGUGUGCGCCUACACCCGAGACGCGUUCGGCGAGUACGCGUCCAGGGACGACGGCAAGCUGUUCUCCUGCCUGCAGGCGCCCCUGCAGCCCCUGCACGACUGGCGAGCCAAGCGUCGCGGCGCGCAGGCCGCGUCCAACACGCCGUCGCCGUACUGCUCGGACGAGGGGGAGCUGUUCGACGACGAGGACGGCGUCGAGGACGGCGGCACGGCGCCGAGUCGCAGCAGCCCCCUGCCAUCGUGCCGCUCGGACUACUCGUUCCGGCGCGCGUACUCUUCGACGGCGCCCUCGUCGCCCUCCCCCUCCCCGUCGCACUCUCUGCCGCUGCACUGCCUCGGCGCGCACAUCUCCUACAUCGACGAGGCCAGCUGCAGCUCCGGUGACUCCGGCCAGGGCGAGGAGCGUUGCACCGACGCCUGCCAUUGCCUGGUGGGCGUGGCCACGGACCAGUCGACCACAUCAUCGUGCUCGGCGUCGGCGACGUCGGCGACGUCUGCCCCCCACGGCCACGGCCACGGCCAGGGCGAGGAGCAGGCCGCCACCAGCACCAGGGCCUUCUCCUCGGACUCGGGCUUCUCCAGCGAGUUGUAUGACUCGACGCUGCAGCGCUCCAGUGACCGCUCCAGUGACCGCUCCUGCUCUUCCAGGACCACCAACGCCGAGGCGUCGACCUCGUCGGCCUCGUCGGCCUUCCAGCGAGGCGGCCGCUGGACGUCGUCCUUCCGCAAACUGCUGACCCGGGUGUCCACCAAGAAGUCUGCCGGCUCGGCCUCCGCCAACGCGGCCUCCGCCAGCGCGGCCCCUACGGCUGCCAACUGAGAUGGUCGUUGAACGCCCCCGGCGCCCCGCUGGUCCUUCUAAUCCCAUGAAAUCGUCAUGUCGUUAAAUUAUUGCUUAAGAAAAGUUUAAUGUGCCAGGUUAUUGUGUUCUGAAAUGAAGAAAGAUGAUUACAACUUUUGUUGUGGCAAAUUUCUCUCUUUUUUUUAGCCUUACAGUAUUUUUUAUUUCCUACAUGUGUGCUUUUCAGUUUCAAAUUGACAAUUGUGCCAAUUGUAUGUAACACUUGCCUCAAUCUCGAGAUAUUUGGCAGUUAUUGCAGUUGGUAAUACUGUUGUAGUACUGAUUUUUUUCCCUUUGUGUUUGUUUGAUGAUGUUUUCUUUGCCAUUCUUGGAACUGUUUUCAAUCAGGAGAGAGGCUUUGAGACAAGAAUGUAACUCCCCAUGCCAUGAGUAUGUCAAAUUAAGGUGAAUUAUUUCAAUGUAAGAGUCAAGCCUCACCUUGACAAUUUAACAUUCCUUUUAAUUUCUAGGAAACUGUGUUUUUUAAAGCAACUCUCCAAUUUUCAUAGGUCACUCAUGAACCUGUCACAUAUCUUACCAAAGCUGUAUGUAUGGUAUAAGUAAAAACUAGGAAAUUCUCUAGAGAACUUUUAAUGAUUAGUCAAUCAGUUAAUCACUAAAAGUAAAAUUUCAGUUGAACUGAAAAUUUACCACUCUGCUUCAUUCCUUCCUAUGCUAAAAUGAUCACUUCCAGUAUUGUUAUAUUAGCAAUGAUGUUUCAACUUCUAUUCAUUGACUAGCUUUGUGGCGCAAUUCCUAGGCUUAUGUAUUACCUACACCAGACUGUGAUAAACUGUGCCCCUUCCUGGAUUUUAGUAACUGAGACAGAGCUGUAAGAGAAUCAAUACUGCUGAAAGAACAACAAAAAAAAACAAAAAAAAGUGUUAUAUUUUGAAGUGCAUGAUGUCCUUGGCAUUUUUUGUUUUAUACUUUACUUGUAAGGGUGCUUUUUCUUUCUUCUUCUCUCUUUGGUUUCAUUGCAAAAUUUUGUGUGAGAAGCUGCUGGUGGUGUAGUUGUCUUGAAACUAAAAGGGGACCAUAGAUUUGAAAAGAAAUUCCUUUUGGUGUAUCUUGCAAAUGUCUCAUGGUUAAGUACAAAGCCCAUUCAAAGCUCACAAUGAACAAUCUCACUGUUAAAAAAUGAAUUUAUAUAGAGAGGGAAGUGAUUUGUUGAAGUGUGUUAAGACAUGUGAAGGACCAAGACUGAAACUUGCUAUGACGUUCCUAUGAAAACAGUCUACUGUGCAUCAUACUGAAAAAUGUUAAUUUGUGACAUUAUAUGUUGUUCAUUGUUUCCAUCUAUGCAGAGUCAUUGAUUGUUAUAAAGAUAUAUCCUCUGGCAUUUUGUUUUCUUGAGCGUGAAAAUGGCUUGUCACUUGACAUUGACAUGCUCCUGUUUUUAAGUUGUAGAUUUCUAAGCUAAAGAUUUCUGAAGAUCUCUCAAUUUGACGGACACAUGAUUUUAAUGUGUAUCUAGGCAUCUUAGAGCUAAACCAAUUACAGAAGGAGUUCUCCUAAAAUGUUUCAUACAUAGCGCACCCUUAUUUACUGUGUCUUUGUAGGGACUUACUAUAUUCUGAAUUAUCUUUUUGUGCCUUCUUUUGUACAUUUUCUUCUGUGGUCGUAUGAGUUAUGUUUUCUGCUUCAUAUAUCUUAUAAAAAUAUUUAGAUCCUAUGUGAUCGGGAAACAUAUAUCAAUGCAACAAGACACUGAGAAAAGAAAAUGGUUUUCCAUACUGAAGAUAUUUUUAUUCUUUAUGGAGAACAACAAAAUUUUUCAUUACCUUCCCUUAUGAUUUGUGAUCAAAUAAUAUCUUUAGAGAUCCAACUGCUUAACUCUGGAUUUCUCAACUGGUUGAGAAAUUCAGAGUUUUACAAACUUAAAAAUACUUUGUGACUCUUUGACAAGUGAAAUCUUUUUCAUUGCCCUAUCAAUAAGAAACCUAAAUUUAUUUCUUAUAGGUUUUCUAAUACUUUUAGUUUUUCUGCCCUUUCUUCCAGAAUUGCUUCAAUUUUUAAAAUCUAAAUGAGUUUUUAUGUUGAUUAUGUGAUUGUUGUAUUUUAAAUGAGUGCAAUUGUUAAUUAUACGCUCAUUCUUAGUGAGACUGUACAAUCUAAUUCAAUUGUGUACUUACUCAUAAGAAAUAAAUUAUAGUUUAGUUUACUACAA